UUCUUUUUAUUCGCAAGAUCUUGACAAAAAAUACCAAAAGACCAGACGCUAUAGCUCAUUUAUAAAAUCGUAUUUGGAGUAUUUAUUGAAAAUGCAUCGUUGGUUCUUUCUAAACGAGCUCGAGUACUGCGAGCCUAAAGAGGGCGACUCAGCAGACGACCAGUUCAGCGUCGGUGAUGAAACACAGGCUCCACCGGUGAAGGUGCCUACUCGGGAAUGGCCCUUUUGCGUGACCGUUGACAAGCCCUUGGAGGGCAACGAGAAAAUCGCCGUUACUGGAAACUGUAAUGAACUCGGCAAUUGGGAACCGAAUAGGGUUGUCCUCCUGGAGAAACCGAACUGUCUCUGCGAGCAGCAGUGCACGUGCUGCAAGUUCGAGGGCUUGAUUACCAUACCUCGCAACAUUGACAUCGAGUAUCGCUACUGCCUGGUGGCCCACGAUCCGAUUAGGAAUCAGAGUAUCAUACGCUUUUGGGAGGUUCAUAUGCGGCCAAGAAUCAUUCGCCCGUGCCAGAACAUGCUGAAGGAUUGCGAUCGAUUUGGCUAUCAGGAAGAUGGCAAGUACCGCGUUGAUCGCGGCUGGGCGACUACCGAGUCCAUUGUACACUUUCGAAUUUUCAAUGCGCCAUUCGUAUGGCAAUGUCAGCGACCUCGCACUCUUUACGUUCACCUUCAACCUAUGUUUGAGGCGCAGCCCCCGGAGUGUGCCGAGUCGCAAGGCGAUGCAGUGCAUCUCACCACAGCAGAGCAGCUGUCGCGCAUGCGCGGCGCCCACGAGAACGAUCAAAGCCAACAGGUGGCCUACACUGAGGUGGCCCAGUUUGGAAACUCCUGCCCUCUGCAGUUCCAGCCGUGGUACGGGGCCCGCUGCGGACGAGAAGAUCUGACGCUAUACCAUUGCGCCAUAACGGACUUGGAACACACUCUUUAUCGCUUGGACCUGUACACCUUUUCGCAGAAGGGCAGUGGCGAUGAGCCGCCGUAUCACUACGGCUACGGAUUUGUGCAGGCCAACCAGGUGGUGGGCACAGAGGGUUUUGUGAAACUACCCGUGACAUGCGCCUCCACCCAUCGUCCACUCAUUGAGAUGAGUCUGAGCUAUAUGGUCAUACGUCCGAUGCAGAACUAUCAGUGCGAUUUAAGCAUAACCUAUGAGCGCUACUGGCGGCGCUACCAUCUGCCGCUUGACAUCGGACACCGGGGCGCCGGUACCAGCUAUUGGAUAGGUGCGAACUUGCAUCGGGAGAAUACGCUGUUCGCCUUCAAGCGGGCCAUCGAGCACAACGCGGACAUGGUGGAAUUCGACAUCCAGCUCACGAAAGAUGCCAAGGUGGUGGUCUAUCAUGACCAUGUGCUCCGAUUCCUGCUGGGACGCUGCCCUGAGUAUGAGGAGCUAAUGGACGAACACGACAUGCUCGUCUUUCCGUACGAGAAACUCAGUCGCUUGCAGCUGCUGCAAAUGGGCGGAAGCAGGCGCAGCGGACACAUUGCCAUGCCCUUUGACGCCUUCAACUAUGACCAACUGAAGCUGGCCCGCGUCCUCCGUUUCACGGGCAACGACGGCUGCGAGACCUCUUGCGAGCGUAUGCUGUACGAGCAGUCGCCCUUCCCGCUGCUGAUUGACUUACUGCGUACCGACUUUAAUGACAAUGCGCUACCCGAAAGGUUGGGAUUCAACAUAGAAAUCAAGUGGCCGCAAAAGGACAUUACUAAGCGUUGGGAGGGCGAUGGUUUCAAGCCCAGUUUUGAUCGAAACUUCUUUGUGGACACCAUUCUGGACAUUGUUCUUGUGCAUGGUGGCAAACGUCGCAUCAUGUUCAGCUGCUUCGAUCCGGACAUUUGCACAAUGUUGCGCUACAAACAAAAUCGCUAUCCGGUUUUGCUAAUCACUCAGAAUCCGGAAUGCUCAAUGCAAUAUUUGGAUCAGCGCGUCAACACGAUGAGCAAUGCCAUCAACCUGGCAUAUAUUCUAGAGUUCUUCGGCCUUGAAUUGCACACGUAUUCGAUUUUGAAGCAACCGACGCUGAUCGCCGUACUGCAGGAUCUGAAACUAAAGGCAUUGGCUUGGGGUGCGAUGAAUGUGGAGGCAGAUGUUCGAGAUAGAUUGAAGCAGUGCGGCGUCAUUGGCGUCAUUUACGAUCGCAUCGAUCAACUCGAUCAGGCUGGCUUGCAGAUGCAGGGCAUCAAUCUGUGCCUUAUAGAUAGUGCAGGCUUGCGCCCAUAUAUCGACGCCAUAGAGGUAGCCGAGUGGUGGGCCAAGUGCGGCUAUCGACCACCUACACCCGGAAACACCAGAGACAACAGUAUCUGAGAAAUUCGAGCUUUUACAACACACAAGCACACUACUUUGGACCUCUUCUGUCGUUCAAUUAUUUUAAUUUUAAAUUAAAUUGCAGUUAAUAACAACAAAACCACACUAAUCUACCAUACGCAAAAAUACAGCAACUUUUAAUAUACUAAUAUAAAAUAUAUGUAUAUAAUACUA
This is a messenger RNA of Scaptodrosophila lebanonensis, 2485 nucleotides long. Its product is annotated as glycerophosphocholine phosphodiesterase GPCPD1. The transcript is spliced from 2 exons. Bases 92 to 2311 code for a protein of 739 amino acids. Gene Ontology annotation, molecular function: glycerophosphocholine phosphodiesterase activity; starch binding. Gene Ontology annotation, biological process: glycerophospholipid catabolic process. The record is from RefSeq and is a predicted model, not a curated record. NCBI's taxonomy places the organism in Eukaryota, Metazoa, Arthropoda, Insecta, Diptera, Drosophilidae.